UUGUAAUCCUCUAUCUGAAAGCAGCAGAGGGUGCUGAAACCAUCUACACAGCCUACAGGGGGAUUUUUCCUAACUGUGCUGUGGGUUUCCCCAUGUAGAGAUUUCCUACACUCCACCCCAGCCAGAAUUGUUAUAAAGAGCUGAGUAACUGUUACAACUGUCAUUUUCAGAGCUGCAGACUCACACCAUGUUUCUUCAGAGAGAACAGAGAGCUGGGGUUUGGAGCUAGCUUUCUUUUCAGAAUAUAUCAAUUGCAAAAAUUUAGACAAUGGGAAGGAUAAUUCCAUCAGUGACAGUGCUUUUACUGGUGUUUGUGACUUCUAAAGCUUUUGAAAUUGAGAUUACACCUGAAGACAAUGUUGCUGCUCAGAUUGGAGAUAAACUUGAGCUGACCUGUAGUACUAUUGGCUGUGAAUCCCCAAGUUUCUCUUGGAGAAGCCAGUUGGACAAGCCCCUAGAUGGGUCAGGGGACAGCAAGGGGAGCCGCUCCAUCUUGACUAUGGAUCCUGUUGGCUUUGGGAAUGACAAUGAGUAUCUCUGCAGUGCAUUUUGUGACAAUGUGAAAAAAGAAAAAAGCAUCAUUGUAUUGAUGUUUACUCUUUUCCCAGUGAUCCAAGUCAUUGAGAUCAGCACACCCCUGAAUGUUGGGGAAAAAGCCAGUAUCACCUGUAUGGUUCCCAAAGUGUAUCCUUCUGAGCGUUUGAAGAUGCAGCUGGAGAAAGAUGGAUCUGUUCUUGGCAUGAAAGAGUUUUAUCAUGAAGAACACACCAAAACCACAGAGACAAAAAGUCUGACAUUGACUUUUAUCCCCACCUUUGAAGACAUUGGGAAAGUGAUUACUUGUGUGGCUGAAUUACCGAUUGAUGAAAUGGAAUUUGAACCCAAGAAAAGACAGACUUCACAGAGAUUGAGUGUAAACUUUGGUCCUCAAAAUACCAACAUCACUGUGUCUCCAAGCAACACAACCAUGCAGGGGGAAACUCUGAUGCUCACUUGUAGAACUACAGAUGGACCAAGAAAUACGACGGUCUCUGCCACCCCCUCCGCCACAGUGAAAGAAGGGGGAGCUGUGACAAUGACAUGUACCAGCCCUGGUAAUCCAGCUCCAAAGAUCUCCUUGACAAAGCAUUUGAUCAGUGGAGUGUCGCAGUUUCUUUCUGAAGAUGCAACUUUAACUAUAAAUAAUGUAAAGGCUGAAGACUUGGGGCUUUAUGAGUGUGAGGGAAUCAACCAGUUUGGAAGAGAGAAAAAAACUGUGGACUUAAUUGUUCAAGGUGCAUUGUGAUAAAUGAAGGGGACGGAGGGGGGUGUAAAAUCCGUCUUGGUAGCUGUUCUCUGCUUGCUUUAUCUGUAAAGCAGUGGGUCUCAAACUUUUUUACUGGUGAUCCCUUUCACACAGCAAGCCUCUGAGUGCGACCCCCCUAAUAAAUUAAACACACUU
Mauremys reevesii (Reeves's turtle) is the source of this 1441-nucleotide messenger RNA. RefSeq names its product vascular cell adhesion protein 1-like. The record is from RefSeq and is a predicted model, not a curated record. Gene Ontology annotation, cellular component: membrane. Gene Ontology annotation, molecular function: integrin binding. Gene Ontology annotation, biological process: cell-cell adhesion. The coding region runs from base 269 to 1285 and encodes 338 amino acids. The transcript has 5 exons. NCBI's taxonomy places the organism in Eukaryota, Metazoa, Chordata, Testudines, Geoemydidae.